This is a messenger RNA of Anthonomus grandis grandis, 1089 nucleotides long. RefSeq lists its product as uncharacterized. The coding region runs from base 230 to 931 and encodes 233 amino acids. Gene Ontology annotation, molecular function: ribosome binding. Gene Ontology annotation, cellular component: mitochondrial inner membrane. The transcript has 3 exons. The record is from RefSeq and is a predicted model, not a curated record. Gene Ontology annotation, biological process: inner mitochondrial membrane organization; protein insertion into mitochondrial inner membrane from matrix. NCBI's taxonomy places the organism in Eukaryota, Metazoa, Arthropoda, Insecta, Coleoptera, Curculionidae.
CGGAUUAUCAAUCAGUUAAUAGGCGUCAUUUUUUUUUGUCAACCGAACGUCCAAAUUCACAGUCCAUCAUCAUGCCCAUUUACUCCAAAAUUCCAGUGUAACAACACGCUCAAACUCAAAUCGGAUAGAAGAAAACCACCUCGAAAAAAAAAACCCAGCAUCAUCCAUCCAUGCAUCAUCGAACCGGUCGACUCUAUCGCUAUUCGAAAACCCGAAAUAAAUCCAUGCGAUGCGGCAUUAUCUGAAAACGUUGUUUCAAAAUUUCAGCGACUCUAAUUAUUAUUAUUGUAAAGGAAUUGUCGGUUCGGGGGGACGGUUUUAUCGUUCCGGGACUUUAAAGGAUAAUUUAAGUGCACCGAUUCAUCAUCGAGACCAUCACACCACACCGUCAUCGAGAAAACUGCCAAAGACGCCGGAUCUGAUCUACGUACCGCGGCUAUUCAAAUGGCUCAGGAACAAGCUGAAGUUCAAGAUGUUACAGAAUACUUGGGAUCCUGAGUUUUCUGAGGGCGCAUUCAUUUAUGGUACUACACGAGCCGUUUGUAAGAUCACAGACAUCAUAAACAGGGACAAACCCGAGGAGUUGGAGAACUUGUUGACCUUUUCAGCUAAAAUGAAGCUGGUGGAUUACAUGACGACGAGACUGAAUAAGACCCAGAAGGAGAUUAUCGCCUUGAGGCCGGACGACAUCAAGAUCCUGGUACCCUUAAACGUGUCACUAAUGAAGAACGGUCAAUACAAGAACUGUCGAGUUACCAUGAGGAUCCUUGGUCUUAAAUGGCACGAGCACUCUAACAUGCUGAAGCUCGUGUUGGUGGCGCUCCAGACCGAAUUCCUGCGGGACUACAGUCAGGGACACACAAAUUCGGAAUGGACGAUAAGCGCGUUUGACGUCCUCGAGUGCGGCAUGCUCACCCAAAUACCCAGCUGAGGUGGAAAACUGAGAAGAAAGAGAUGGACGAAUAUUAUGAUUGUCUUAAUGUAGUUUUUAAGUAAUUUUGUAGCAGCUGUAGGUUUGUGUUUUUUGGCAGAUCUAGAACAUUGGAAAUUUAUCGUUAUUUUAGACAAUAAAGAGACUUUUCUUUUAAU